CCUCCCACCUACUAGACCUGCAGCCUGCGUGACACAGUUGGUUGAGCUUCUUCUUGCGGUGGAUAGUAAGAUGGGGAGGUCCCCUUGCUGCGACGAGCUGGUCGGGUUGAAGAAGGGGCCAUGGACGCCGGAGGAGGACGAGAAGCUGGUCGGGUACAUUCAAGAGCACGGCCACGGGAGCUGGCGGAGCCUCCCCAAAAAGGCCGGCUUGAAUCGGUGCGGAAAGAGCUGUCGCCUACGAUGGACCAACUACCUUCGUCCCGACAUCAAGCGAGGCCACUUCUCGGCGGAGGAAGAAAAGAUGAUCAUCCAACUCCACUCCAUCCUGGGGAACAAGUGGUCUAUGAUCUCAAAGGGGUUACCGGGGAGGACGGACAAUGAAAUCAAGAACUAUUGGAACACUCACCUCAAGAAGAAGCUCCUCCUCAUGGGAAUCGACCCGGUGACCCAUCGACAGCGAACCGACGCCCUCGCUUUUGUUCCUAACUGGAAUUACAGUAAUGCCCUCAGGCUUCAAGACGAUGCUCUGCGUUCAGUGAGGCUCCAGCUCCUCCAAACACUACUUAUCCAAGCUACGACUGCAACGGCCACCGCGACGUCGACGACGGCCAACUUUGCCGACCACUACAGUACUACUUCAUCGGGUUUUGAACUCGAUGAUAUAUCUCCGACAAACUUCACUCUCCCUAAUCUGUUUCAGGAUCGAAAUUUCAAUCCCAUUACUCCUCCUCCUCCUCCUCCUCCUCUCUCGGAUUUGUCUCCUAUUAAUCUCCCUGCUCAAAAGUUGCAUUUUUCUACUUGCGAUGACCAAGAACAAAAAGUCGCAGCCAGCAGUUUUGAUGAUUUUACUGCAGAUUUAAUCGUCAACUCACCCAACUUUCACCCAUUUGGAGAAUUAAGCCUUAAUGGAGAAUAUUCUGGCGAUGAGAGUAUGUUGAGUUGGAAGGAUAUUUUAGAGCAAAUUUCGUGGACAGAAUGAAUUAUGAAAGACCAAGAGCUGGCCAGCUAGCUGCAUGCAUUUAUCAAAGUGUCAAUUUGUAGGGCACUGUGUUUAAUGUCAGCUUGCUGAUGGAUGUUUGCCGAUUCGAUUCUAUUCGAUUCUAGUGAACUGAAUCUAUUUAUUUAGAAAAUAAAAAAAAUGAAUUCUUAUAUUAUACGAAGAGAUGUACGUAGUUUUAAUUAAUUAGAUAACUUUUUCAUGUACAAAUUAUAUAUAUAUAUAUACACACUUUGUAUGAAGUAUAAUUAAUUUGUGUACAAAUGAUAUGUAUAGUUGCAUGGAUUUACAUGGAAAUGAACAGUGA
This is a messenger RNA of Zingiber officinale, 1304 nucleotides long. Its product is annotated as myb-related protein 308-like. Lineage: Eukaryota; Viridiplantae; Streptophyta; Magnoliopsida; Zingiberales; Zingiberaceae. Bases 71 to 979 code for a protein of 302 amino acids. The transcript has 3 exons. The record is from RefSeq and is a predicted model, not a curated record.